Callorhinchus milii (elephant shark) is the source of this 3058-nucleotide messenger RNA. RefSeq names its product UDP-galactose-4-epimerase (gene gale). Gene Ontology annotation, biological process: beta-D-galactose catabolic process via UDP-galactose, Leloir pathway. Bases 17 to 1159 code for a protein of 380 amino acids. The record is from RefSeq and is a predicted model, not a curated record. Gene Ontology annotation, cellular component: cytosol. Gene Ontology annotation, molecular function: UDP-glucose 4-epimerase activity. The transcript is spliced from 11 exons. Lineage: Eukaryota; Metazoa; Chordata; Chondrichthyes; Chimaeriformes; Callorhinchidae.
AGGGGCGGGAGGGCGCAUGCGUCAGUGGGGCUCGGACUGGAUACACUGGCGAUUGGAUACAUUGUCGCCGCGACACAGACACAGAGAGAAGUCCUGCAGAGAAAUGGCAGCAAAGAAGAUCCUGGUGACGGGAGGCGCUGGUUACAUCGGGAGCCACUGUGUGAUUGAGCUGGUGGAAGCAGGAUAUAUUCCUGUUGUGAUCGACAACUUUCACAACGCAAUUAAGGGGGCUGACGGAGUGCCCGAAAGUAUUCGCCGUGUGCAGGAAAUCACGGGGACCGACAUCGCCUUCCAUCAAAUCGAUCUGCUGGAUGAAUGCGCUCUGCAGACCCUCUUCAAAGAGCACAGUUUCUCGGCUGUGAUCCAUUUUGCGGGAUUGAAGGCUGUUGGAGAGUCAGUGCAGCAGCCUCUACUCUACUACAAAGUGAACCUGAGCGGCACCAUUAAACUGUUAGAGACCAUGAAGGCACAUGAUGUCAAAGACAUUGUGUUCAGCAGUUCCGCCACCGUAUAUGGCGACCCCAAAUACCUGCCGAUAGACGAGGCCCAUCCUGCAGGUUGCUGCACUAAUCCCUACGGGAAAACAAAGUACUUCAUCGAAGAAAUAAUCAAAGAUCUGUGUAGUGCAGAGAAGGGUUGGAAUGCUGUCCUCUUACGAUACUUCAAUCCCAUCGGAGCCCACAAAUCAGGGAAAAUCGGCGAAGAUCCCCAGGGCAUUCCUAACAAUUUGCUGCCAUACAUCGCGCAGGUUGCUAUUGGACGCCAGCAGAGCCUAAAUGUAUUUGGGAAUGAUUACCAGACAUGUGACGGGACAGGUGUCCGGGAUUACAUUCAUGUGGUCGAUCUUGCAAAGGGACACAUUGCUGCGUUGAAGAAACUUAAAGAGAGAUGCAGCUGCAAGGUAUAUAAUCUGGGCACUGGGACGGGCUAUUCUGUGCUGCAGAUGGUGAAAGCGAUGGAGAAAGCUUCAGGAAGAGAGAUUAAAUACCAGAUUGCUCCCAGGAGAGAAGGAGAUAUUGCUUCCUGUUACGCUAACCCAGCUCAUGCAGAGGUGGAGCUUGGCUGGAAGGCACAGUAUGGACUUGAUAAGAUGUGUGAAGAUUUAUGGUGUUGGCAAUCACAAAAUCCUCAAGGCUUCAGCAAGACUGCGGCAUCCUAAUACCUCAUCUGUGAACUGUUCUUUUUUUAAAAAAAACUUUUGAACAUUAAUAUUCAUUUAUUAAAUUGUAAUAAGAGCAGGGAUAGGGAGCGUUCAGGGAAUCGUAAUAGAUUUGGGAGCAGGAAGUACUUUUUAGAAUGUAAAAGAAAAAGUUCCUCUUGAAGCGUGUUGGGACCAAAUUCAAAUCUGAUUGAGGAGCAAUGGGAAAACAGCAUCAGUCCAAUAUUUACUGGAUCCAGUCUGUUCAUCUGAAAACAGUCCAGUUGGGAAAAGGUUUAAUCGUGAUUAAAACAGUUUAGUCGGUUUCAAGAAAGUGAUUACAAUCAGUUUGCAUUUUCAGGAUACAAUAACUUUGUUUGCAGCUCAGUUUAACUAGUUAUUGCGAGGUUACCUGGGCUGUCAGACCACAUCAUCUGAUAUCCAGAUUGGGGGGUGGUUUCUGAUUAUUCAAUGAUGUUUUUAUAUUUCACUAUAAGGUUUGAUCAGUCACUUUUACACAAAUACGGUGUGGGGUUGUGGUAGUUUGAACUUUUUUUAAAAAAAGGAAAAAUGUCAUUCAUUUGAAAUAAAUACAACUAAGUGUAUCUGCACAAUGUCUUUAUUUGCUUCUAGUCUUGACAAAGGAAAGGAAGAUAGAGCAGUUACCCCCGGAAAAUGAGUUAAUUUAAAAAAAUCUUCCCUCCACCCAAAUAACAACUGCUUCGUUCUGCAUUUUCUCACAGGUACCUUCUGGUCAUUACUGGGGGAAUGGCUUGGGGUUGAGGGAGGAAGCAAAAGUGGUCAAGUGUGAGAUUAAAGCUAAAACAAACCAGGAACCGUUUCAUUUAAUGCACUAAAUAAAUCAUUCUCCAACUUGAAAUUAAAAUGGAAGUUACAUUUUUUUAAAAGGAUUGUCAUGAGACCAUUGACUAAAUUAGAAAUAUGCUGAAAUGUUACAAUUGUACAGACUAAACUAUUUCAGUGAUUGCUUUGUUCCUACUCUUUGUCCCUGUAACUGGAGGAAGCUGAAAAAAUCUGGUGUGGAAUUCCACUGAGCUGUUGCAUAAGCCUAUUUCUCACUAGGAUCAGCAUUUAAACAAGUUUUCACACCCAUUCUAUUGAAAUAUUUCAAGUAUCUUUUACCAUAAUAGCUAUUGUGAGCAAAGCCACAUUGUACAGGGAACAAAAUCUCCUUUUAGGAGCUAACAAGUCAGGAGAUGGUUAAAAAUAGAAAACAUGGAAUAAAUAAAUUAGAUUAAAGGUAAGAAAAUCACACCAGGGAUAUGUAACUCCAGGCACAGCUUAGGACCAACACCUAAAAUCCAUGCCUUUAUCGGUAUUGAAGCGAUCCUCUGUCAGAAUUCAAUAGAUGCCACGUUUAUUCAGUCUCGCAUUAAAUAGAAAAUCAUGAGAAAAUUAAAACGCUGAAUUAAAACAAAUCAAAUUCAGCUGCAGGAGAUUAAACGGAACAGAAUAUCGUCAGACGGACAUCAUUUUACUUUUUUUUCCAAAGGGCUUGCUAUGCAGGAACACAAAAUGGAUUCUCUAAAUAGGAGUCUCCCUCAGACAGUUUAGGAAAUCAGCUGUAACGUAAUUGCCCUGCAUCGCAGCCAGACACUGAAUGAAUGUAGUUAAACCCAAAAACAUUCCACUCAAAUACACCGGCUUAUUAUUUCCACCACAUAUAUCACUGCGCAAAAAUAAAUAUCAAGAAGUAAUCAGAAAGCAGAUUUAACUACUGCCCCAGCUGUCCACCCAUCAUCAUUAUUUACCAUUAAGUACACACAGCAUCUCUAUUCUUGUAUCUGAAAUGCAGAUCCUUCAACACACAGCUGACAUUGUAUAUCAAAAAAAAUGUGAGAAAGCCAAACCCAACCAGGUUUUGCCUUGAUCUGAUGCGAGAUUAACUUGAAUAUGUAU